Molecule: messenger RNA, 662 nt
Organism: Callorhinchus milii (elephant shark)
Lineage: Eukaryota; Metazoa; Chordata; Chondrichthyes; Chimaeriformes; Callorhinchidae
Product: exocyst complex component 3-like protein 2
Exons: 5
Coding region: 1-639 (212 amino acids)
Biological process (GO): exocyst localization; exocytosis
Cellular component (GO): exocyst
Molecular function (GO): SNARE binding
Source: RefSeq, a predicted model, not a curated record
AUGAGUAAUCAUUUGGGAUUGCUCAAGAAAGCAGAAAACAAAAGUUGUGAUAAAUUGUUGGAGGAGCUUUUUUAUAAAAUCACGGUCCAGUUAAAAAAUUAUUUAAAAAGUAAUGAAUGGUUCACUGAAAGGUACAUCGAUUCAGUGUUGGAGUCUCUAACUUCUUAUUUCAAAUUGAGACCCGAGAAGGAUCAAGGGAUCAAUCAGGCUUUGGUAGAUAGAGCUCAUGUUCGGACCAUCCAGGAAUCUAUAAAGGCCCUUUACAGAAACUCCAAGUGUUCAGAUGAUAACAGGAUAAUCCUAGCUGGCAGAAUGAAAAAAGAUUCUGAUCGACUGAAAACAUAUUUUGUGCAAAAAAGCUCUACAGUCACUUGGAUAAACGAUGUCAUUUUGCUUUUAGCAGAAAUCAUUGAAAUUGAUGAUCCUGAAUCAUUAAAGGUGGUGAUUGCUGAUCUCAUUUUAAAAUAUCCAGAUGUAAGCAAGAAGCAUAUUUAUGCUUUACUGAACAUCAGAGGAAACGUCUCCAAAUCGUGCCUGCGGGGUACCAUAAAAGAUGCGAUUAAGAAUAACAAUGGCCGUUCAUCUUGCAACAAUUUAUUCGAUGGGAUCAAGGUUAAAUCUUCAUGCACUAUUUUAUAAACUGCAAUUAGAAUAAUAACUAU